Molecule: messenger RNA, 4893 nt
Organism: Scylla paramamosain (green mud crab)
Lineage: Eukaryota; Metazoa; Arthropoda; Malacostraca; Decapoda; Portunidae
Product: protein takeout-like
Exons: 6
Coding region: 197-949 (250 amino acids)
Source: RefSeq, a predicted model, not a curated record
GACCACUGCUGCAGCCUACGAUUCCCCUCCAGUAUCUCGCACGCACGCGUCGGGUAAAGACGUGUGUCGGCCACCACUCAUUCGCCUCCAUUACUCGCCGUCCUUCUGCCGCCGUGAGCCGUGACCACAGAGUGAAAGUGACGACUACGGACACAUCGAUCUAGUCUGCAGCACCUCGAGGGACACAGCACCAGCGAUGUCGGCGACUUUCAACGUUCUGGUCAUCCUUGCGGCGGUGGCGACGCUGUCCUCCGCCCAAUUCGCCUCUCAACUUCGGAAAUGCCGCGUGGACAACAAGGAGAAGCUCAACACUUGCCUCAACCAGACCCUGAGUGACCUUCGCCCUUAUCUCAGCACGGGUAUUCAGGAGCUGUCAUUGCCCCCGCUGGAGCCAAUGCGCAUCAAGACCAUUGAGUUUCGGCAGCAGCAGGGCGCCGUGACUAUGCAAGCGACCUUCAACGACGUGACUGUGACGGGCAUCUCCAACUUCACCGCCACCUUCAUUAACGCCGACCCUGUGCUGCGUGAGCUGACAGUGGCCCUCUACAUCCCGGAGAUGGCAAUCACUGGCUUCUAUAUUCUCGAUGGACAGAUCUUCCUCUUCCCGGCGCGCGGAUCCGGAGAGUUUUGGGCCAACUUCAAGGGUGUGGACGCGACGGGAACCAGCAUGAUGAGCAUCGAGACGCAAGAGGACGGCACUGAGAGGCUUCGAAUCUCCAACACAAACAUCGACUUCACUAUCGAACACCUACGGAUGCAUCUCACCGAUCUUUUCAACGGCGACGAGAUCCUUGGUCGCGCCGCUAAUCUCUUCAUCAACGAAAACGGACGUGAGAUCCUGCAGGAAGUGAAGCCUCAGGUGGUGGCGCGACUCAACGAAAUGGUGGGGAAGGUGAUGAACGACGCCCUCUCCCAGCUCCCCGUCAGCGCCUUCCUGGUGCAGAAUUAACUCCUUGACGCACAUAAACUCCCAUCCAGCCCCUUGAGGACUAGUGACGAGUAAUUUUGACAUUUUUUUAUUAAUUUCUUACCUUCUCCACGAUACCUCAGCGGACCUCAAGCACCUCAGAGUAGUGGUAUUAGAUUAACCGAUGUGCCUGUUCAGUCCCUCCCGUCUUCUGUUUAAAGAAAACGAGGUUGUUGCCUGUUCUCUUCCAACUGGCAUUCCUCCUUGUUAAUUCUUCUCGGCCGUCUUCCUGUUAAACUGAGAAAGAAAACCAGGUAUUCAUAUCCAUCUCGUUUUCUGCCCUCCUCCUCCUUUCCCUCUCGACACAUAACUUACAGUAUUUUUUAGUAAUGUUUUAUGAGGGGAGUGAAUGUCACAUAAGAACGUAAGAAAUAAGGGAAGUCUUCACGUGACAAUCCAUGUAUGAAAUAUACCUACCUAUUUCCACCUAUCAUCCUCAUUCAUAAAGUUGUCUUAUCUCAUAAAGCUCCCUAAUGACUCAGCACUAACAACUUGAUUACCGAGUCUAUUCCAUUCAUCUGCCACUCCAUUUGAGCACCAAUUCCUUCCUAUCUCUUUUUUAAAGCUAAAUUUUUCAAGCUUGAACCCGUUAUUUCUUGUUCUAUCCUGGUUACUGAUCCUAAGAAUUUUGCUUACGUCCCCCCUUGAUAUAAACCUUAUACCAUUUAAAGACCUCUAUCAGGUCCCCUCUUAACCUCCGUCUCUCUAAAGAAUGUAAAUUUAUCAUCUUCAAUCUCGCUUUGUAAGAAAUACUCCUCUCCUGUAUCAUUUUAGUUAUUCUCCUUUGUACUGAUUCUCCCUUCUUUCGUCUUUCUUUCCUUCCUUCAUUUGUUUUGCUGUAUUUUGUUUUGGUAUUAACUUAUACAUCGAAACAAAAUGGAUCUUUUUUGCUUGUGUUUUCACAACCGUCUAUGUACUACGUAAUUGUGUAUUGUUAUUUGGUAGAAUUUUUAUUGUAACAUCGAGUAUUGUAGUGAAUGAUGUGUGUGUGUGUGUGUGUGUGUGUGUGUGUGUGUGUGUGUAAGAGAGAGAGAGAGAGAGAGAGAGAGAGAGAGAGAGAGAGAGAGAGAGAGAGAGAGAGAGAGAGAGAGAGAGAGUUGUUUCUUCGUUUUAAAUCAGUGGUUCGCAAUCCUUUUUUUUUUCCUGUUGCGCGCUCCUUGAGGCUCUCAGGAACAACAAAGAGCAAGGCAUAUUAACUUUUUUUGACUUAAUCUUAUCUUGUGUAUUUGGUCUUAAAUGGAAAACUGCCCUGAAAACUAGACAAAUCAGUCCAACUUGUAUUAUACCACAAGAUUUUGCAUUACUACCUAAAAACCCAGCGUUACUUUAGCCCUUUGACUGGUAAGACUCCUGAAGCUCAAUAACGUUGCAGUGAGGGAGGUUUUAAGACUUCUUUAAUUUUGGAUAAUCCUUUUGGCUCUGCUCUUGGGGACUGACAUUUUCCGCAGAUCCUUUUUUUUUCUGUUCUUUGGCCCAGACCCCACUCUUACAUAAAAAGUUGAAUUCUGAAAGACAAUAGUGACUGAAAAACGAAGUAAUAUAGUAUUUUAGACCUUUUUGCUCUGUACUUUUAUUUUCGUUCCGUAAAAAGCAUUUAGAUUCAUUCGGAUUAUAUAAUAAGCGUCAUGGCAUAAGUCUUCAUGACAUGCUAUAAACUUCAUGUCAUAAAUCUUUCACUUCUUUUACUGGUAACUCUAGAACUCCAUGCCUACUUCUGUAAUUGCUUGACGUGAACUGUUUCAAGAUGGAAGUUCAAAGACACCUCUCAAGCUCUGGAUAAGAACAUAAGAACAUAAGAACAUGAGAAGAUAAGGGAAGCUGCAAGAAGCCAUCUAUCAGGCCUACACUUGGCAGUCCCUGGAUAACUCUUUUGACUACACUCUUCGGAAACUGGCACCUUGAGAGGGCCUUUUUCAGUCUUUUUGUUGUCCUAGGCCAGUCCCAUCUUACAUAAAAAAGAGAACAAUUAUAAGGAUAAGAAGGAGAAGAGAGAGAGACAGAGAGAAAAAAUGCUUUCGUAGGGCUAAGAAUGAUUGCUGACUCCAAAGAUUAUUCUCGUAUGUGCCUCGCGCGUCUAAGGUUGAAAAUCACUGUUUUAAGAAGCCUGAGUAAUUUUAAUAAUGUGCGAGUUUUACUGUUAUUGUACAAAUGUAUGACCUAAGUCGGUACGCCUCUGGAAGUGCCUGCCCCUCAUCGGGUGCUCUUCUGCAGGUGUUUGCCGCCACAUUAUUGUAAUAGUCCUUUGGCACCACGAGGGAUUACUUCGCAGACACUCCUAGCGAAGUUGUCAUUUCACUGGUACAAGUAGACUAGUAAAAGAUGAAAAAAAAAAAAAAAAAAAAAAAGCAUUUUUAAUUUCCUGAUUUCCCUAUUAUUAUUAUUAUUAUUAUUAUUAUUAUUAUUAUUAUUAUUAUUAUUAUUAUUAUUAUUAUUAUCUUUUCAGCAGUAAGAUCGGUAGUCUUAAACACUUCAUUCUUUCAUCAAGACCAUUUUCCAAGGCUACAUUUAUAUGAUUAAUCGGUGUUUCAUGAGUGUUUUCUUAGCAUGAUUACCUGGUCUGAUUGAUUAAGUUUAAUACAGGUUUCAGUAAGCCCCACCGUGAAUGUAGAGGGCAUUUAACAAACUGUCCUUGUAUUACUAUUAAGAUAGACUAGAGUCACUAGAACCAUGUAAUGUUAUACAAGAUUCCCCACCACCUCAACCUCCCCCACUUUUUUUUUUCCUUUUUUGAAUUUUAUAAGGUAAAUAAAUAUAACUAUUUUUUGUUUUACUUUAUUAUGAAUUAUAAAGUCAAAUACUUAUUGUCUUAAGUACGUAGCACUUGCAUUAAAACAGUAUAUAUUAAUACAGUAAUAGUAAAACAACAAUAAUAGCAAUAAUAAUAAUAAUAAUUAUGAUAAUGAUAAUAAUAAUAAUAAUAAUAAUAAUAAUAAUAAUAAUAACAAUAAUAAUAAUAACAAUAAUAAUAAUAAUGGUAACAGUGAUAAUAAUGAUAAUAUAUUAUAAUAGCAAAAAUAAUAAUAAUAACAAAACAAUGAAAUAUGAUAAUAAUAAUAAUAAUAAUAGUAAAUAAAAAAAAAAUAAAUAAACAAAAACACUUCACCUUACUGAGCUCAUGCAAGAUGUGCAGUGUUACUGACAAUGCAUUUCCUAAUGUAGGAGAAGCACAAAUACAAUUACAGAACAUUCCAUGUUCUAAGACAAAUCUAUAUGACCUAAUGGAAGCCAAUGUCAUUCCUCACAUCUUGGGUGCACAAGUUCCUUACAUGAUUUCCCAUGCCAAGGGUAAAUCAUGCAUUACUUCUCUUUUAUACCUUCAAGACAGUCUUUCCUUGAAAUACGAUAGAAACUAAAUUUUCUAAGCAAAACUGAUAUACCAAGCAGUAAGAAGUAGUAUUUUUCCAAAUGUUAUAAAAGUUAAAAAUAAAAGGAAUCACACACUCAUAAAUUUGAGAGCACAGAGGUAAACAAUCAUUAAUGAGCCAAAGAUACAGAAUCACUACACACUCAGUAGCUUUCUUGAUUGAUGCUUCACCUAUAUUUGUACAGUAUCUGGUUGAUUAUCUCACAAAAAGAGCUGCUGAAAAAGCAUAUUGGGCCAACUGUGACCAAAACUAGGCCAGAUAACAGGAAUUUAUACCAGGAUUGGGCCAGCAACAAGUGGGGCUCAAUGUCUGCUUUGUGUGAGACAAGUUAAUGCCCCAGAACCAAGGCAGCAGUGUUCAUGCCAACCGCCACUUCCCACAUCUGCCCACACCCAAGCUCACAUGGGCAGUAUGUUUUCAUGAUUCAUUAAGCUAAUCCCUCAGUAAAAGAGCUUGGGAGACCUGGUGCUCAUCAGUGGAACAUCUAGUAAAAAUCACAUACAUUACUCAUUGUAUAAAAUUUACAUCAUAAACUGUCCCAAUAAAAAGCUCCCUGUGUUA